AGACACCAUCUUAAGCAGACGUGAAUUUGCACCACGCUCGAACAACAUGUGGCAGUUCAUAAGGUUACGAAUAUUAACGGUGAUACUCUUCGCAGCAGCUGCUCAUGGAAUACUGGUAGUGGGUCCAAAAUUCAUUCGGGCCAACCAGAACUAUACGGUUGUGAUCAGUAAUUUUAACACCAAUCUCAACAAGGUGGACCUGAUGCUACGAAUCGAAGGACACGCGGAGGAUGGUCAAAAUGUUCUUAACAUAACGAAGUCGGUUGACGUUCGGAAACAAAUGAACAGAAUGAUCAACUUCAAUAUGCCUAAAGACUUAUCAACUGGAUAUUACAAAAUUACCAUUGACGGACAACGUGGCUUUAGCUUUCACAAGGAAGCCGAUUUGGUGUACCUCAGCAAAACCGUAUCAGGAUUAAUACAGAUCGAUAAGCCCGUGUUCAAACCAGGCGAUACGGUUCAAUUUCGUGUAAUAGUGCUAGACACUGAGCUGAAACCUUCUACACGGAUCAAAACAGUACAAGUCAUGAUCCGCGAUCCUCAAAACAAUGUGGUGCGGCAGUGGUCCUCGGCAAGAUUGUACGCCGGAGUGUUUGAGAAUAACCUUCAAAUCGCGCCAACUCCAAUGCUCGGUAUAUGGAACAUCUCGGUAUUGGUCGACGGAGAAGUACUCGUGUCCAAGACAUUCGAGGUGAAGGAGUAUGUGUUGUCCUCGUUUGACGUAGAGGUGGUACCAACCGUUAUUCCUCUGGAGGAGCACCAAAGUUUGAGUCUGACGAUAGCAGCCCACUAUCACUUCGGAAAACCAGUGAAAGGGCAUGUCAAGGUGGAGCUGUAUUUGGAGGACGAUAAGCGAGAUCAGGUGAAAGAGUUUGACGUUUACGGGAUGGGGCAGGUAAACCUGCAAUACGCUGAUUAUUUUACUGUUCAUCGAGAUUGGGAAGAUGUGCGUGUAAAGACGACCUUCGUGGAGCAGUUUACAAAUCGGACUGUGGUGAAAGAAUCUCAAAUCACUGUGUACAAAAAUCCGUACCGCGUGGAACUGAUCAAGGAAAGUCCACAAUUCCGUCCAGGGAAGCCUUUUAAGUGUACGCUUCAGUUCCGAUACCACGAUGGAACCCCUGCUAAAGGUGUCACCGGUAAGGUGGAAGUGAUGGAGGUCGGAUACGAAACAACGUCCACUACCGACGAUAAAGGAAGAAUCUUACUGGAGUUGAGUCCCAGCGACAGUACAGAAACGAUGAUUGUAUACUUUUCUAACGAUGAUGAUGGAUUCUUCUUUAACGAACAAGUGGACAAAGUGGAAGUCUUGACGGAUGCUUAUCUAAAACUGGAAUUAAAAUCUCCCAUUAAAUUGAACCGAAAGUUACGACUUAUGGUUACAUGCAACGAACGUAUGACCUUCUUUAUGUACUACAUUGUGUCGAAGGGCAACAUCAUUGAUUCCGGUUUCAUGAGACCGAACAGGCAGAACAAAUAUCCCUUAGAAUUGGACGCCACCGAGAAAAUGAUACCGAAGGCAAAAAUUAUCGUAGCUACUGUAGCGAAACAAACAGUAAUUUACGACUUUGUGGACAUCGAUUUUGAAGAGCUUCGUAACAAUUUUGAAUUGAGCGUAGACGAACAAGAAUUAAAGCCAGGACGACAAAUUGGGCUUCGAAUGUCUGGACGACCAGGAGCGUACGUUGGACUGGCUGCCUAUGACAAAGGUUUACUGUAUUAUAACAAGAAUCACGAUCUAUUUUGGGAGGACGCUAUGCAAGUGUUUGACGGAUUUCAUGCGAUCGAUGAGAAUGAGUUCGACAAAUUUAAUAGCAUGGGACUGUUCGGUAGAACUUUAGCUGGUAUCGAGUUCGAUGGAGCCAAUGACAAGUCGGCACGUGAUGGGUUGCAAACAAGCAAUCCAUUCACCAAACUGGUCUCAUAUAGGACAAACUUUCUAGAAUCGUGGUUAUGGAAGAAUGUGACCAUUGGAAGAUCUGGAACGCGCACAAUGAUCGAAAACGUGCCAGAUACGACCACAUCCUGGUACUUGACGGGAUUCUCGAUUGAUCCAGUGUACGGUUUGGGAAUAAUCAAAAAGCCUAUCCAGUUCACAACGAUCCAACCGUUUUACAUCGUGGAGAAUCUUCCGUACUCCAUCAAACGAGGUGAAGCGGUUGUGUUGCAGUUUACACUGUUUAACAAUCUUGGAGGAGAGUAUAUCGCUGAUGUGACGCUCUACAGUGUGGCUAAUCAGACGGAAUUCAUUGGACGACCUGUGGAAGAUAUCAGCUACACCAAAUCCGUAAGCGUUCCUCCGAAGGUUGGCGUACCGAUCUCAUUUCUGGUGAAAGCACGAAAGCUCGGAGAGAUGGCGGUACGCGUGAAAGCCUCUAUCAUGCUUGGAAUGGAAACCGAUGCACUGGAAAAAGUGAUCCGAGUCAUGCCAGAAAGUUUGGUACAACCAAAGAUGGAAUCUCGGUUGUUCUGCUUCGAUACAUACAAAAAUCAAACCUUUCCCAUUAAUUUAGACUUUAACAAAAAGGCUGACAAUGAUUCGAAAAAGAUUGAGUUUCGACUGAAUCCCAAUUUGCUCACAACUGUAAUUGAAAACUUGGGUAAUCUGCUCGCUGUUCCGUCUGGUUGUGGAGAACAGAACAUGGUUAACUUUGUACCAAACAUUGUUGUUCUCGACUAUUUACAUGCUAUUGGUUCGAAGGAACAGAAUCUCAUCGAUAAAGCUACCAGUUUGUUGCGCCAAGGGUACCAAAAUCAGAUGCGUUAUCGUCAGACAGAUGGAUCAUUUGGUGUGUGGCAAAAUCAGGGCGGCAGCGUCUUCCUUACCGCUUUCGUCGCGAAAUCGAUGCAAACUGCGUCGAAAUAUAUAACCGAGGUUGAUGUGGCUAUGGUCGAAAAGGCUUAUGAUUGGCUUGCUUCGAAGCAACACAGCUCGGGAAGGUUCGAUGAGGUCGGUUCCGUUAUUCAUAAAGAUAUGCAAGGCGGUCUACGUAAUGGCAUUGCCCUGACAUCGUACGUGCUGACAGCGCUUCUAGAAAACGAGAACGCCAAAGUGAAGCACGCGGCAGUGAUCCAAAAGGCAAUGAAUUAUCUCAGCAGUAAGAUGGAUAACAUCCAAAACCCUUACGAUCUGUCCAUUGCGACCUACGCGUUGAUGUUAAACGGACACAGCUUGAAGGAUGUGGCAUUUGAAAAACUCCUACACAUGUCUAUUGUUGCCAGCAAUGACUCAGAACGGUAUUGGCCCACAACAAACAGGAUAGAAGCGACCGCUUACGCGUUGUUGUCAUUUGUAUUAGCGGAGAAGUAUGUAGACGGUAUUCCGGUGAUGCGAUGGCUAGUAAAUCAACGCUAUGUUACCGGAAGCUUCCCACGCACUCAGGACACCUUCGUAGGACUAAAGGCACUGACAAAGUUGGCGGAAAAAAUCUCUCCGUCGCGGAACGACUACACCAUACAGCUGAAGUAUAAGAAGGCUACGCGGUAUUUCCACAUAAACUCGCAAGAUAUCAAUAUUACCAACUUCGAGGACAUACCGGAGGACACAAAGUCUCUGGAGAUCAAUGUUGGUGGUAUCGGAUUUGGAUUGUUGCAGGUGGUCUAUCAGUACAGUUUAAAUCUCGUGAACUUCGAGAACCGCUUUAAGCUGGAUGUAGAUAAACAAAACACGGGCUCCGACUACGAGCUGCGACUGAAGGUGUGUGCUAACUUUAUACCGAAAGUGUCCGAUGAUCGUUCGAACAUGGCGCUGAUCGAGGUGUACUUCCCUAGCGGAUACGUUGUCGAUCGGAAUCCCAUCAGUGAGCAGUCUUCCAUUAAUCCGAUACAGAACACCGAAAUUAGGUACGGCGGUACAUCCGUUGUUGUGUAUUACAACAACAUGGGCAUCGAGCGGAACUGCUUCACCGUGACUGCUUACAGACGGUUCAAGGUGGCUCUGAAGCGUCCAGCAUAUGUGGUCGUGUACGAUUAUUACGAUCCCAAUUUGAACGCCAUAAAAUUGUACGAAGUGGACAAACAAGAAGUUUGUGAAAUAUGCGACGAAGGUGAUUGUCCCAAGGAAUGCAAAAAAAAUUGAUUUUGCAUUUGAUAUAUUACAAAUUAGCAAUAAAAUGCUUCUCGCAAAGAAA
Anopheles funestus (African malaria mosquito) is the source of this 4130-nucleotide messenger RNA. Its product is annotated as CD109 antigen-like. NCBI's taxonomy places the organism in Eukaryota, Metazoa, Arthropoda, Insecta, Diptera, Culicidae. Gene Ontology annotation, cellular component: extracellular region. The record is from RefSeq and is a predicted model, not a curated record. The coding region runs from base 47 to 4078 and encodes 1343 amino acids. Gene Ontology annotation, molecular function: endopeptidase inhibitor activity. The transcript is spliced from 12 exons.